This is a messenger RNA of Zea mays, 926 nucleotides long. RefSeq names its product cystatin 1. NCBI's taxonomy places the organism in Eukaryota, Viridiplantae, Streptophyta, Magnoliopsida, Poales, Poaceae. The record is from RefSeq and is marked validated. Gene Ontology annotation, molecular function: cysteine-type endopeptidase inhibitor activity.
UUAAACCUUGUACUAUUGAAAAUGCUCUUAAUCUCAUUGAAAAAUCGAGGAUCGAAUCCACUGCCAUCUCUAUCCAUAUCCGUAGCGUGACGCGUCCGGAACACGUGUUACGACGGCGUAGCUUCAGUGUAGAAGCCUAGAAGGGUAAAAUGUCCUCCCUUUCCCUUUCCAAUCCCCACGCCGCCACAACAAUAUCGCAUUGACAUAUCGUUCAUCGGAUCCAGUCCUCUCCCGGGAUCUCCUCCGGCUAUAAAUUUCCGGCCCCAAUUCACCCAAUCCAGAUGCGCAAACAUCGAAUCGUCUCGCUAGUGGCUGCCCUACUCGUGCUGCUUGCCCUCGCCGCCGUUUCCUCCACGCGCAGCGCACAAAAGGAGUCCGCGGCUGACAACGCCGGGAUGUUGGCAGGCGGCAUCAAGGACGUGCCGGCGAACGAGAACGACCUCCAGCUCCAGGAGCUCGCGCGCUUCGCCGUCAAUGAGCACAACCAAAAGGCCAAUGCUCUUCUGGGGUUCGAGAAGCUUGUGAAGGCCAAGACACAAGUGGUUGCUGGCACGAUGUACUAUCUCACUAUUGAAGUGAAGGAUGGCGAAGUCAAUAAGCUCUAUGAAGCUAAGGUCUGGGAGAAGCCAUGGGAGAACUUCAAGCAGCUGCAGGAAUUCAAGCCUGUUGAAGAGGGUGCUAGCGCCUAAGGAUCUGUCGUCUCCCUGUGCAAUUUGCUGCCUGAAGCGCAAAACUAAGUUGCAGAAUAAGGAGCUGCUUCGGAACAUGCCAGAGCAUGCACCCUCGCGUAUUUUCAUAAAAUCAGUGCUCUUAAUGUAAUAUCUUGAAUUGCCGUGCCAUGUGUAAUAAGUAAUAUCAUGAAUAACAGUUGCUAUUAUGGGUUCUAAAUGUGUAUUAACAGCCAUCCAUGGCAGAGUUCUCAUAUU